AUGGCCGGUGGUCGCCGGACAGCCGCCGCUGGACGCAAUGCGCCCGCGAGAGGCGGAUUGGAUAACGAAGACGACGCCGUGAUCGUUUUGGAAGACGACGGCGACGACAAGGAGACGGCGUCUACGGAAUCCGAAAUCUCCAGGCUUCGCGGGCGAUGGGAACUGGCCUCCGUUCUUAACUUCCUGAACGUUUUUGAGCCGGUGAUUGGUAGUGACCCGAAGUUAACAGCAGAGGAUAUAGAGACCAGUCUCAUUAAGCCCAAUGCUCAACUUUCUCAGCUUCACAUUAAGCUACUAAAGGGGAUACCGCCCGUGAAUAAAAAAUUGAAUGAUCCCGGCGCAUGGGUGACCAUACUCUGUAAUAAACUUGCUAUGUGGUGGCCAUGGGUGGCAGAAGGAAAGAUGCCAAUUUCUGCAGCUAAGGGGAAGGAGAAGUCUGACUACAAGGAACUUGAUGCAACUACUCGAUUGCUGAUUCUAAAAGCACUGUGUGAACUCCGAGCUGAACAAGAUGACAUAAUGUCAUACAUUAACGAUGCUUUGAAAAAUGGGACUGAAAUUUCUUGUUUCCGGAAAGAUAACAUAGGAGGAGACGGGAAAGGAACUUGUUACUGGUAUGAUGGAAGCACAGUCACUGGGUACAGGCUAUACAGGGAAAUAAAAGAGUCUGAGACAAAGGCAAAGAUGAAGGGCCAAGCAUCAAAAAGUCUACCAGCUGUCUGUUUUCAGUGGGAAACAAUUGCAACUGAUCUUGAGGAAUUUCAAAAUGUUGUGGGUAACCUCUCAUCUAGCAAAUUUGGAGCAGAAGCUGCAGUUGGUAAGACUAUUGAAAACGAUGUGCUACCUCUUGUUGAAAAAUUCCAGAAGAAGAAGGAGAGGGUACUCAAACAAAAGGAAAGGCAAGAAAAGCUCCAGAAUGAUACAAGACGCUGUAGCACUCGAUCUACUCGAUCUUGCCGCAACAAUAGAGCUGUUUGUUACACAUAUGCUGAGUAUGAUCGUGCCAUUGAUGAGGCUAUAAAAGUAACAAUGAAAAGGAAAAGAACUGAGGAGCCAAGGAAUGAAACAAAGCAUUUUGUUAAAGGAAAAUGUGCCUCCAGUGGGGGCUCAGACAUGUACACAGACUCAGAAGGAACGGAAGCUGAAAAAGGUUCUUCAGACAUUGGAGAUAUGAAAAAGAGUAACUCUCUGGACAGUGAAUCUGAAAGUGACAGGCUUCAAAAACCCAAAUCAGAUGAUGAGGAUGUGGACAGUGAAUCUGAAAGUGACAGGCUUCAACAACCCAAAAUGGAUGAUGAGGAUAAUGACGUUGAUUAUGAUGUGAAAGAGGACAAUAAGAAUGGUAGUGAGUCGGGAAAUUCUGACGAGGAAAAGGAAAAUCUUGGCAAUAUGAACCGUGUUCAGAAGCAUUUUGGCCCACGCUGGAGUAGGAGACUGGCCGGUGGUUCAGACCCUCCCGAUGUGGAAACCAGAAACUUGGUUACAAAGCAUAGGUUGAGACAAAGGCCCGUACGGAACUCUGCACUUGACUCCAUUCUGGAUGGUGCGGAUGAUACUUUAUCUGUUGUCCCUGAUUCAGAAGAUGAAAACUUGUCGAAUUGCACAAACAGUGAGACAUCUGCUCAAGAAGACUUGUCUGAGGUUGCCGAUUCCGUAAGCGAUGCAUAA
Messenger RNA from Turnera subulata, 1668 nucleotides. Lineage: Eukaryota; Viridiplantae; Streptophyta; Magnoliopsida; Malpighiales; Passifloraceae. The record is from the annotation of a GenBank genome assembly.